CUGUAAUUUAUGUCUAUUUGUAUUUAUUCUGUAGACGUCCUCAGUCAUCCAGCGUCUCGGACAGGAAUGUGUGACACGUGUUUACAGUUUUAUACAUGUGCUAUCUCUACAACUCACGUUUCGCAUGGCUUACAUUGACAUGUUUACCUGUCUGCGGUGAAACGCCGGUAAACAGGUAAAAGUGUCCAACAGCUGUCAACGCUUGAUGGAAAACAACAGGUGCUCGCCGUGAACAGUCGUGAAAACGAAGAUGAAUCUGUCGACAGUGAACGUAUUGUCAUAUUUGACGACAAUUUAUUUGUUAAUUUUCGUUAAAAGUGAUACUUUUCCGUUUAAAUUUGAACAUGUAACAAUUUUGGACAAAAAUGCACUGGACGAAUUCAGAAACUCAGCGAAUGUGCGUGCUGUGUAUUAUUUUAAACGCGAUAUGGCACGACUUAGAACCUUCAUGAAAGAAUAUGAAAAAUCAGCUGAGUUUCUGGAAGUGUACGGAGUCAAGUUUGGAGUGUAUGACUGCCGUUCACAGCCAGUCGAGGAGGAGGUGUGUGGGACGGAUACGGUAGAACAUAACAUCUACACCUACAGACAGGGCGCUACACUUCUACAACUCGAGCUUCAGACCAUGUUUGAUGUCAAUUCUAUCAUGUCCAACAUUCUACAAUUAGUACUUUUGAGGGAAGUACCAAUUCUACAGAGGCGAGAGGAAAGGGAAGAUUUUGAGUACAGAAACAGAGGAGUAAGGGACAUCAUAUUCACAUUCCAGAAAGCUAUAGGGACUUAUGAACAUCGGAUAUUUAUGGAGGUAGCUUAUGCCUACUCUGACAAUUUCCAGUUUGCCUUGUCCACAAGUAAACAGUCUUUACAAAACUUCGAUGACAUGGCCACGGACGACUCGGUGAUCUGGGUACUACAGUGUAAGGACAGUAAAAAGGUGGAUCCCUGUCCCAAGAUACGUUACUAUGGCUACAUGGACCUUGCCUCACUAGCCCAGUUUGUCAGGGCCCUCACAUUUCCUAAACAAUUUGACAUUCCUUUGGAGGGAACCACUUCACCGUAUGCACAAACAGACAGCUUAAACGUGAUAUACAUGUACUAUAAAACUGAUAGUCGCAGCACUGUGAUGGAUAUCGCCGGCAAACUGGCCAAGAAAUAUCGGGGUAUAUAUGGAGUGGUCACUGUUGACAUUGAAGCUGCUGAACCCCCAUAUCCUUUUAAGGGAGAGACACCUGCUGUGGGAAUUCUUAUUGAAGGGGAGGUAUCACCAGUUUUCUUUGAAGAGGAGGUGACAGAAGGAAAUAUAUUUAAGUUUGUAUCAAAAACUGCUGAGAAUUACAAUAACAUGAUGGCAGUCGGUGAGGGCGAGGAUCUCUCCCCUACAGCAGAUGGACAAGAAAUCCAAUCAAUGUCCGGUGGAGACUCAGACCUUAACCCAUUCGAUGAAUCAGAAAUUUUAGCAGUGGAGACACAGGACGACCAGGUGGCAGAAGCUGUGUUUAACGCGAGGAAAUCAGAGAUGGAUCUAACAUUGGUGCCAAAACUAACCGAUAAAACUUUCUCCAACACCAUCCAACACAAGGAUCUACUAUUUAUACUCUUCUACCUCCCAUUUGACGACAAAAGUAUGGCAUUCCUCCGGCUGUAUGGUGCUGCCUCCAGACAGCUUGAGUUUGAUCCGAGGAAUCCACUGGCACGUGUUGACUGCCACGAUUGGACCGAUGUUUGCUCCCGAGAAAAUGUAACAAUAUUUCCCACGUUGAGGAUUUACAGAAAUGGAGAGAAACUGAGGAACUACAAGGGGAUGUUGGACACACAGAAUGUUGUCAACACAGUUAAACUACUCAAUCACACAGACAUGGUGGACUUACAUAGUGUGUCUGCUAUACAAUCGUUCCUACUCGGCAAUCUUCCCAGCGGGACAGAAAUCGCGAGUGAUUCCGUAGUGCUUGGUCUGUUUGAGCCUCAGCACAAGAAAGAGAUGGACGUGUUUAUGAAGGUUGGUAAAGAGAUGGAGGAUAGGAUCAUGUUUGGAAUCAAUAAAAAUGGCGAGGGAGCAUCAUUAGCUAAAGAAAAUUUUGAUGUGACUUUGCCAGCGGUGAUAGUGAUGAGGCGAACUGACCUCGUGUCCCCACAUACUGUCUACAAGGGGGACUACAACUACGGACAGCUAGAGACCUUCAUCACUCGCGCACGCAUUCCUACUAUGCCAGAACUGACUGUUAAGAUGUUCCCCGACCUGUACAGACAGAAAAAGCCUUUUGUUAUAUCCUUCCUGGAUGACGAAGAUUUAUCUAAGAAUGUCAAGGACACCCUUUCCUCAAUUGUAAAGAGUGAACAGUUCAAAGAGGUCAUCUUCUGUUGGAUCAGGACAGUUGGAGAAGGUUUUGGGACAAAAAUUUUGAAGAAAUACAAUCCUGAAGGCAGCAUUCCUGCCAUAUCAUUUGUAAACCUCCAUCUGGGUGAGGUAUUCAAUUAUGACCAGGCAACAUUUGGCUCUGAUGAGCUGGUGAACUGGUUAGAAGGAUCACUGCGGGGAAAGUCUAAUCCAAAUACGAUACUGCCCCAGGGAGAAUGGAAACCGCUGAAGGAAGGCUACAAUUUCCUCGCCAUGAUGGACUGGGAGACGAGGAACAAGAAAAAAGUCAGUGAUACACCGGAUUACCUAGUCAGCACGGAGGAAUAUGGUAUAGGAUUUGAUGAAGAGGGUAACGAGGUGAAGAGGAUGGAGGAUGGUAAAGAUGAAAUGUCCUCUGCCAGGAUUAAGAGUGCUUAUGAAGAAGAUCAGGUGCGUCAUGAGUUGUUGGCAUUAAAGAAAUCCAGACUUUAUCAUCACUCCGGAGGACGGAGGAAGAUGCAUGAUGAAGAAGGAUCAGGUCAGUCCAAGGUCAACGAGGACCAGGUCAAGGUCACAGAAGGUCAGGAAACCCCUGAACAGGACAGACACGAAGAAUUAUGAUCAUAUUUUUAUUUCAAAUAUUGUUAUAAUACUUUUUUAGUUUAUUUUUUUUAGGUUUUGUUUAAUACAUUUUACUUAAAUAACUAGCUUACAUUCCAGACUUUCUUUUAUUUGUGUUUUUGUGAUAGUUCCCACUCUAAAUUAUUCCUCAUUUUCCCGUUUAGUUGUUUAAUAUUGUAUAAUUGUACAAGGCCAAUCUAUGUAAAGGUCUGCUCCAGGAGAUAAUCACACUUUGCUUACUUAAAUAUAAGUGAUAGUGUGAUUUUGAUAUUGGGCCGAGAAUGCCUCCGAACGAUUAAUGCAUAAAUAAUAUAAUCCCUUCCCUCUACAUAUCCUAAGGUUCUCCCUCUACAUAUCCUAAGGUUCUCCCUCUACGUAUCCUAAGGUUCUCCCUCUACGUAUCCUAAGGUUCUCCCUCUACAUAUCCUAAGGUUCUCCCUCUACAUAUCCUAAGGUUCUCCCUCUACGUAUCCUAAGGUUCUCCCUCUACAUAUCCUAAGGUUCUCCCUCUACGUAUCCUAAGGUUCUCCCUCUACAUAUCCUAAGGUUCUCCCUCUACGUAUCCUAAGGUUCUCCCUCUACAUAUCCUAAGGUUCUCCCUCUACGUAUCCUAAGGUUCUCCCUCUACGUAUCCUAAGGUUCUCCCUCUACGUAUCCUAAGGUUCUCCCUCUACAUAUCCUAAGGUUCUCCCUCUACAUAUCCUAAGGUUCUCCCUCUACAUAUCCUAAGGUUCUCCCUCUACGUAUCCUAAGGUUCUCCCUCUACAUACCCUAAGGUUCUCCCUCUACGUAUCCUAAGGUUCUCCCUCUACAUAUCCUAAGGUUCUCCCUCUACAUAUCCUAAGGUUCUCCCUCUACAUAUCCUAAGGUUCUCCCUCUACAUAUCCUAAGGUUCUCCCUCUACAUAUCCUAAGGUUCUCCCUCUACGUAUCCUAAGGUUCUCCCUCUACAUAUCCUAAGGUUCUCCCUCUACGUAUCCUAAGGUUCUCCCUCUACAUAUCCUAAGGUUCUCCCUCUACAUAUCCUAAGGUUCUCCCUCUACAUAUCCUAAGGUUCUCCCUCUACAUAUCCUAAGGUUCUCCCUCUACGUAUCCUAAGGUUCUCCCUCUACAUAUCCUAAGGUUCUCCCUCUACGUAUCCUAAGGUUCUCCCUCUACGUAUCCUAAGGUUCUCCCUCUACAUAUCCUAAUGUUCUCCCUCUACAUAUCCUAAGGUUCUCCCUCUACAUAUCCUAAGGUUCUCCCUCUACGUAUCCUAAGGUUCUCCCUCUACAUAUCCUAAGGUUCUCCCUCUACAUAUCCUAAUGUUCUCCCUCUACGUAUCCUAAGGUUCUCCCUCUACAUAUCCUAAGGUUCUCCCUCUACAUAUCCUAAGGUUCUCCCUCUACAUAUCCUAAGGUUCUCCCUCUACAUAUCCUAAGGUUCUCCCCUCUACAUAUCCUAAGGUUCUCCCUCUACAUAUCCUAAGGUUCUCCCUCUACAUAUCCUAAGGUUCCUUCACCUUUCUCAAUCCCACUGAUAGACAUUUUGAUAGACAGAUGUCUUACACCAGACGUCUAUUAAUUUAACUGUCUUGACUCGGGAAUUUGGACCUGAGGAAACUUGAACGAGACAGGCAAGUGACUAUGAGACCAAUUAUGUUAAGAUGUUUAGAAAAAAUUUUAAUCUUCAAUUUUUAAAAGUAAUUGAUAACUUAAUUGUAUGUGGGUUUGGGUACAUGUACUUAAAAUUGGGUAUUAUCUUAAUUUAUUCAUAAUCAAAAUACAAUUAUCACAUAACCCUCCUGUUCUACCAUAUAAUACUGCCCUAUCAUCAAUAUCCUAAGGCACAUGAUAAUGUGUAAUAACACGAUUGUAACAUCAUUUGUAUCACAUUAUCAAAAAAUAUACCAUCUCAAUCUAAAACCUGUCUAGAGAUGAAUUAAUUUCAGAGUUUACUUUUGUUUUGCUGUGAAUCUAAUUUACUCAUGAUGGAGCUUUUAAAACAAUUUCAUAUGUCAAUCCCUAAAGCUUGUGACAUAUCAGAUUAUCUUAUAUUUAUCUGAUUUAUUUCAUAUUUACACCGACACUUAUAUAAAAUCCUCUUUAUGUACAACCAAUCUAUAUCUCUGACCCUCUUUAUAGAUAUAAUUAUAUAUAUAUUGUAUAUUUAU
Pecten maximus is the source of this 5104-nucleotide messenger RNA. Its product is annotated as thioredoxin domain-containing protein 16-like. NCBI's taxonomy places the organism in Eukaryota, Metazoa, Mollusca, Bivalvia, Pectinida, Pectinidae. The coding region runs from base 251 to 2953 and encodes 900 amino acids. The transcript has 20 exons. The record is from RefSeq and is a predicted model, not a curated record.